Molecule: messenger RNA, 903 nt
Organism: Pisolithus orientalis
Lineage: Eukaryota; Fungi; Basidiomycota; Agaricomycetes; Boletales; Pisolithaceae
Exons: 9
Coding region: 1-903 (300 amino acids)
Source: RefSeq, a predicted model, not a curated record
AUGCAUGCCAAGGGUGAUAAGGGUCACCAAUGCCUGGGUGGUACUCAGAAGAAUUUUAGAGAAAGAGAAACAAGCUGGUGGAUGAAUCAAUUGACGACCAGCAAUCAUGCAUACUACAAGCAGCAAAUGGCAUGCUGGGAAUGGAAUGACAGGAAUCUAUCAGCAAUGGGUUGCAUGCUCCAAGACCACUUGCAUCAGUAUGGGAGCAAGCCAAUGAAGCAGAGGUGCCAGCAGCCUCUGAAUGUCAUGAUGGGUCACAGAAGAAGAAAAGGGACAAAGUUCACGACAUACUUUAUGGUGCCCUAUGUAGCAACCUUGCUGAUCACAGAUGAUUACAGUCCCAUAACAGUUGUCAAGGCACACAAGACCAUGGUUGCAAGUAGCGAUGUGGGUUCCCUCAUCCACCCCACAAAUGAUGACGAUACAGAGUUGGAGGAGAUAUUUCAUAGAAACAUUGUCGCCUUUCGACUAAAGCAACUGGAGCUCCUGACAUGUGAAGCAACAAGUGAUACCUGGGAUGCCGCUCAGGCUCUGCUGGAACUCCAAGGGCAAAUGCAGAAGGCAUCUCCUACUCUGUCAUCCUGUCCACGACCUCGCCUCAGAGUUAAAUUACUUGUGACAGAUGAUGAUUCCAAUCAAGCUGCCAACAAGUUACAUUCAGAGCAGACCACAAUGGUCAUGCUGAGCAGCAAGUCCCAAUCAACAGUGCUGCCAGUGGCCACUGCAUGUGUCCAGCAGCACACCCCAAAUGCAAGCAUAGGUCAAACUGCUGGACUUGUCACAUCAGAACAUGCUAAGCUAACUUAUUUGGACACUUUCAAGACCGUUUAUGCACUUUCAUCAGAACUCAAUGCCACCUUGCACCUCUUGGACUUCUAUGCACCCAGCUAUGUGUAUUGUUGA